Lolium perenne is the source of this 2828-nucleotide messenger RNA. Lineage: Eukaryota; Viridiplantae; Streptophyta; Magnoliopsida; Poales; Poaceae. The record is from RefSeq and is a predicted model, not a curated record.
UGGGGCUAGUUCAUCUGACGGAUCAGGUACUAGUUAACUGCUCUAGUGGCAAUCCGCAAAAACCUACUUCAAGAUCACGUCCCCGGACAUGAUCUCGGGAUACUGGUGUAAACUUCGACAGGUGCCGCUUAAGGUCUUACCAUUCUGUCGAGUCCCAGUCAUUUUUUAUCGGGUACCUAACGCGUCCGUUAGGAUUUUUCUUCGUAUCUGUUGAUACGGAAAAUAGUAGCAAUCCGCCGUCAGAGACGGUGCCACGCCGCUCAGAACGGAUCUGGGGUCUUACCUUCGCAAAGUUUUGCGGCAUUCAGAGAUGUAUUCGCGACUUUUAGCGCUCUGAGAAUAUUUUGUCGAGUGCUUUUCGACUGCUGGAAUAGCACAUUUUAUCGAGUCAUAUUUGAUAACUUUUUUCGUCUUCCCGAUGGGAGUAUAUGUAGAGUUAUCUGUAUAACUCGAAAUAUACUCACUCGUACUUCUUUCUUUUAAUAAAAAUUCAUCGGGCACGCGAACAGCGUUCCCGAUGGGAGUAGCCCCCGAGGCUACAGCCAAGGACUUGUGCUUGGGUGUAGGCUCCACAGAUUAGUAUUCCUUGCCGCUAUAUUUAUAAUCCUUCUCGAUAUUUUUAUAUUUAUCGGGUGCGCGACCAGCGCUCCCGAUGGGAGUAGCCCCCGAGGCUAUGAACAAAUACUUGUAUUUGAUCAUAGGCUCUCGCCAUUUCUAUCUUGUCAGACUCGAAUUUUCUUUUUUCCAGAGUAGCCCCCGAGCGUUUGGGCAAAAACUUGUAUUUGAUCAAAGGCUCCCGAGAUAAUCUUAUGUUGUCGAUAAACUUUUGAAACCUCAUAGUCGAAGCUUUUCUUUUAUCUUGACGACGUCAUUGCUGAUGAUAGCCACGAUUUCUAUUUUGGAAACUGACCAUUACCGCUUUUUUCGCUGCCUUGUGGGUCCCAAUUCCUGAUCUAACGGACACGUCGUGCAAGUGGGGGACACAUGUUCUCCCUUUUUUCUGGCACACGUUCUGUAACCUCGUCAAUGUUAAAAUACCUUAUUACCCUUGUUUUUCCACGUGGUAAUCAUCUCCCGCAUUCUUUUUCCAUCCAACGGUCCGCCGCUUCACCGCACCUCUAUAUAAGAUCCCCUUCUUCUUCCUCGAACACUUCCGCUCGCGCCGUUCCCCUGCUUUCCUCUGCAAAACUUCCUCCUGCGCUCCUCAGCUCUCGAAGCUCUUCUCUUCGCAACUACACUUCUCCGCCAUUGUUGAUGCCACCGCGUCGCUUGACCAGGCACAACACACCCGAUUCAUCGAUGGCUGCCGCGGAUCUAGGAGCCGCGGAGUGGGAGAGGUCCAAGAUCACGAACCAGGACCUGAAUCUCUUGAAGAAGCUGGGGAUUAGCAAGAAACCCAAAGCGGUUUGCUUCCCCAGUGAAGAAAGCUACCCAACCCCUCCAAUGGGGUAUCGGGUAAGUUUUGUUGAUCACCUCAUCCGCGGUCUUUCCGCCCCCAUUCACCCUUUUCUUCGGGGAUUACUUUAUGUUUAUGGUCUCCAAUUUCAUCACCUCACGCCCAACUCUAUCCUUCACAUUUCCAUCUUCAUCACCCUCUGCGAAGCCUUCCUUGGUGUCCAGCCUAACUGGGCAUUAUGGAAGCGCAUUUUCUUCUGUCGCCGUAAUGGCUCUGCCAAUGUCGCCUAUAAUAUAGGCGGCAUUGUUAUUUCUGUUCGCUCCUCUGUCAACUACUUCGACGUCAAACUCCCUGACUCCGUUCAAGGGUGGCGCAAGAAGUGGUUAUAUAUUCGUGAAGAAAACCAUGGAUGCGCUGAAGACAACAUUCCUCCUUUUGACGGUGCCGAGAAAAUCCUUCGCCGCCGUUCUUGGGACGCAGAAGCUACCGAGGAAGAAAGAACUUCGACGGAGGCCCUGAUGACCCGCAUCCAUGAGUUGCAGAAUACUCGCGGAAAAGAAUUAUCAGGCAUCCAAAUUACGGCGUAUUUCCUUAGGACUAGAGUGCAGCCUCUUCAUGCUCGCAAAAACCCUUUCUGGAAUUAUGCUGGCGAUGAAGAUGCAGAUCGCUUGUCGACGAAUCUAGAAGUCAAAGAUUUGGAUAGGCUUAUCCGAAAAAUUUCAUCUCUCAAGAAGAAAGAUUCUAUCCCUUCCACUUAUCGCGUGCAACCAUACAGCGCCGCCAAUGCGCUUCCUAAGGUAAAAAUUGUCGCCGUAAUUUGUUAUUGUCUUGCUAUUUGUGUUAUUACUCCUUUCUGACAUCCUUCCUUCUUUUAUACAGGACCACCCAAAUCUUGUUUCACUUCCUCCUCUUCCUGAAGGUGGGGAAGUCGAAGAAAGGGCUGUUAUCUCCGACGAUAACCAAGAUGCCCCCUCUUUUGCAAAUGAACCCGCAGAAUCUCGAAAAUCUGCGGGAUCUGACGAAAAGGAGGAUGCCUCUGAAGCCACUGCGUCGGCACAAUCUCCUCCUCCUGCUGUUUCUCCAAAGAACAAAAGGAAAAGGAAUGAUGCCGAAAAUUCCGGCACCUCCAAGGCCGAAGAAGUUGUUCCUUCUCGCCAAAAGGCAGCUUAUGAUCCAUACCUCGAGACUCUCAUCAGUUCUGAUGAUGAAGAAGAAGUACCAACUGCUGAUGUGGCUGCUCGAACGAGUACGUCACAUACAUUAGUCGCCUCGGAGACGCCAGUUGAAGGAGAAGAAACCUCGCCUCCUCGACAGAACGUCGGCGCUGCUACUCCUCCUUCAAGCCCCCUUGUCCCUUCACCAAAAAGGGCAAGGGUUGAAACAAUCCCGGAGCUUACUCUUCAAUCGAGUAGCUCUUCUAACCCUCUCUUAG